Molecule: messenger RNA, 1128 nt
Organism: Anopheles gambiae (African malaria mosquito)
Lineage: Eukaryota; Metazoa; Arthropoda; Insecta; Diptera; Culicidae
Exons: 4
Coding region: 1-1128 (375 amino acids)
Biological process (GO): sensory perception of smell; detection of chemical stimulus involved in sensory perception of smell
Cellular component (GO): plasma membrane
Molecular function (GO): olfactory receptor activity; odorant binding
Source: RefSeq, a predicted model, not a curated record
AUGUACACUGCGAUCGAAUUCUACAACGCCAGCUUUAACCGGCUUAAGCUUUCCAGUCGGCUGAUCGGUGCGGGUUUGUGGGAAAAGCAGGAAGGCAUAUUGUGGGGUCGGGUCGCGAGCGUGAUGCAGAUAGUGUUGUUUUUGACUUUGCAUGCUUGGACGGGCUACAAGUAUCGCUAUGAUGCGCUACAGAUGCUCGAGACGCAAUCGCUCAUCUGUACCGGUGCCGCGUUGAUGAUCAAGUACUUUACGAUGAUUCGGAAUCCGGCCCCGGUCCGUGAGCUUUCGGGCAAUAUUGAAACGCAGAUGUACACCAAGUAUCAGGAGAUGAGCCCCGAGUAUCCAGUGGUGCUGAAGUAUGGACGGGUAUUGUACAUUGCUGGGCACAUCAUGAUCGGAGGAUACUUUGGUUCGUUGUUUAUCAUAUGGAUCAAUCCGCUGAUCAUGUAUUUUAAAGAAGGUCGUGUGAUGUUGCUGUUUUUCUGCGAAAUUCCGUACGUCGAUUGGACGGUGAUGAAAGGCUACUGGAUCACGGUUAUAUUGCAGCUUUUCUUCUACAUCACCGGAACGUGCGGAUUGAUUUUGGUCGAUUAUUUGUGCGCAUAUUUCACGAUCAACGGGUCACUGUACGUGGACAUUUUGCGCUUUCAUCUAGACGAACUCAGCGAGCUGCUAGCUAGUCCGGGUUAUCAGACGCGCAACUCGCCGGAAAUUAUGGCGAAGGUGAGCCGCAAAUGGAGAAUGUGUCUCGUGGAGCAUCAACGCAUCGUAGAAUAUUAUGAUAAUUUUUCCGACCUGUGGAGUAUGAUUAACCUAGCACAAGUGAGCUGUAGUGUGUUUGGGAUCUGCAUCAAUAUGCUGAUUAUUUUCCUGACCGAUUGGUAUGCGGCGUAUGCAAUUUUGUUUGCACUGUUCAUAGACCUGUCGGUACAUUUUGUGCUAGGGGCUAUCAUCGAGAGAAAGGUUGACGAUCUGCAUAUUAGUUUGAUGCAUUUCCCUUGGUAUUUGAUGGACGAUAGGCGACAGAAAGAAUACAAGCUGCUACUAUUACGUGCGCAACAACCAUCUGGAAUGUCGAUUGCUGGUCUCACGCCAGUUAAUUAUGAAACCUACACUCAGGUGCGAUAG